Molecule: messenger RNA, 1640 nt
Organism: Rhagoletis zephyria (snowberry fruit fly)
Lineage: Eukaryota; Metazoa; Arthropoda; Insecta; Diptera; Tephritidae
Product: zinc finger protein 39-like
Biological process (GO): regulation of transcription by RNA polymerase II
Cellular component (GO): nucleus
Molecular function (GO): DNA-binding transcription factor activity, RNA polymerase II-specific; zinc ion binding; RNA polymerase II cis-regulatory region sequence-specific DNA binding
Source: RefSeq, a predicted model, not a curated record
CGAUGUAUCGAUGUUUUUCUGAAAUCCCUACUUGAGGUGUUCCUAGAUCAGCUGGUGAACUGGUAAACAAUAGGCAUUUUGCUCCCAGCAAUAUACAUAUAUGUGCAUGCAUACAUACAUAUCUACAUAAAACAUACAUUAAAAAAAUAGUGAAAGACAAGAGUGGGUCCCGUGGAUUUUCGUUCAUAUGUUCAACAAAAUAAUAUAUCUAUAUUUUGAAUGGAUUCAAUAAAUAUCUGCCGAGCGUGCUUGUCGCGAGAAGACCAAGUGCAUCUACUGGAUUGGAAUCAACCCAUUAGCACUUUGGAAACCGAAUUGACAUACAAAGAAUGUUUUUGUAAAUGCACCCAAAUUAACGUAAGUUUAAAGGACGAUCAAAACGAACGUGAUGAAGCCCAAAUGCAAUACCUCUGCUUUGAGUGCGCCCAUAAAUUAAAAGAGGCCCACGGCUUUAUUGAAAAGGCAAGAAAGUCGGAUAAUGAAUUACGUUGCAUACGGCUCGAGAAAGUGAAAUUGGAAGAUGAGAUGGCAAACACUUUUGAAUGGGUUCCAGUAGAAGUGAAGGAAUUGAAAAAUAAUUUAUCAGAGGUUGAAAUAAAGAACUGCGUGGAAGAUCCCAAAAAUGCACUUGAGUGGAGUGAAAACUAUAUAGACGAUUUUGAAACUGCUAUAUCAAAUGAUAUCGCUCUCGAUGAAAAUGUAAAAAGUGAAUCUGAUGAGCCUGUAUCAAAUAAAGUAGAUCGACCAAUCGUAGCUCAUAAAAAAUUUAAAAAUGUACGAAAAAGAAGCUACGUCACGAAGAAGAGUUCCAAGGGAAUAGACGAGAUUGUAACCUGUGAAAAAUGUGGAAAAACUAUGACCAGGAAGGCUUUAAGGAAACAUAAGUACAUUCACAAACCCAAGAUAUAUCUUUGUCAGGCUUGCCCAAGAAAAUUUAAUGAUGAAAGGGCACUGAGAAAGCACGAAGAAACCCACAAAGAACAUCGUGAGCGGUACCCGUGUGACAAAUGUGGUCGAUCAUUUGCAUCACCAUAUUAUCUCCAAACACAUCUACAGACCCACGAAAAUAAUCGCAAACCAAUGUUUCAUUGCAAGCAGUGUGAUAAGUCAUUUCUUAAUAAAAGUGGCUUAUCAAUUCAUGAGCUCCAUCACAAAGGAAUUACGAUAGAAUGCAACAUUUGCCAAAAACGUUAUGUACGACAAGUAGAUCUUGAAGCACAUUUGCGAACUCAUUCAGGAGAAUCUCCAUUUGUAUGCCGCGUUUGUAACAAAUCGUUUAGCCAAAAGCGUAUUCUCAAUAGGCAUAUGCAAUAUCAUAAAGGAUACACUAGUUACACUUGUUUAACAUGUGGUGAAAAGUUUUCAAAAUAUGACAAAUAUUAUACACAUCGCAUGCAGCAUACAGGUUUACCUUACAAGUGUGGUUCGUGUGAAAAAAAGUUUGAAGAUUCUUACAAAACUAAGCGGCAUAUAAGAGGCGUUCAUAAAAUUCAACAAGACGAAGAGGUCGAAAAACUCGUAGUAAGAAUAAAUGUAACGAAAGAAUACCGAGGCCGAAUAGUCGAAUUUUUGAGAAAAACUGAAGAUGAAACACCUGCUUAAAUGCAACUUUAAAAGGACUCCUCCAAAAGGCCUUCUGA